This is a messenger RNA of Mirounga angustirostris (Northern elephant seal), 1505 nucleotides long. RefSeq names its product ankyrin repeat domain 66 (gene ANKRD66). NCBI's taxonomy places the organism in Eukaryota, Metazoa, Chordata, Mammalia, Carnivora, Phocidae. The transcript is spliced from 3 exons. The coding region runs from base 14 to 607 and encodes 197 amino acids. Gene Ontology annotation, cellular component: nucleus. The record is from RefSeq and is a predicted model, not a curated record. Gene Ontology annotation, molecular function: protein binding.
UUUUUUUUUGGUCAUGGAAUUGACCAAAAUGUCGGACAUGACAAAGCUCCACCAAGCUGUGGCUGCAGGAGACUACAAUUUAGUGAGAAAGAUUUUGAAAAAAGGUCUCUGUGACCCAAACUACAAGGAUGUGGACUGGAAUGACCGAACCCCACUUCACUGGGCUGCAAUCAAAGGGCACAUGGAGGUGAUGCAGCUCCUUCUAGAAUAUGGAGCCAGGCCCUGCCUGGUAACUGAUGUGGGCUGGACUCCAGCUCAUUUUGCAGCCGAGUCAGGCCAUGUGAAUGUGCUCAAAGUUCUCCAUGCAUUGCACGCCGCCAUCGAUGCCCCCGACUUCUUUGGAGACACACCAAAGAGGAUCGCACAGAUCUACGGGCAGACCGCCUGUGUGGCGUUCCUGGAUAAGGCUGAGCCCGAGUGCCGGGACCACCGGCGCACCGCCAGGCAGAAGGGGCUGCCUCUGGACCAGCAGGACGAAGACUGGGAGGCCAAGAAAAGGGAGCUGGAGCUGUCUCUCCCUUCCUCGAAUCAAAACACUAAUAAGAAAAAGAAUAAGACAAUCCGAGGCCCCACCAGGCCGGGCCAUCCGAAGGAGAGAAGAGCGUGAGAAGGAGAGCAUCCUCGACGGCUCUAGCACGCAUAUCUGCUGCGGGGGACGGUCCCUGGACCAGAGUAGAAGUUGUGAGACCUGUGCUGUCCUUACGUGAUUUUACUUAUGACCAUUACCCAGACGCCUUAACUACCGGUAGCUUAGGACCUGGCAUUCGGUCUGAAACCUUGCUGGGUGUUCUCUAACCGAGCUGUUUCCUCCCUGCUGAUACGCGCUAUCCACAGGAAGUGCCAGAAAGGGCCGAGCAUUCGCUGCUUGUAUGUGAUCACCAGUCAUUUGCCCGUCAGCAUCCCCUGGCCUGCUAUGUGCCAUUAGAGAAUGUCAGGGGGGCAACGAAAGCGCUGUCCCUAAGGAAACUUGAUGGUUUCAAUGAAAAGAAAAAAGUAACAAAAUCUCAGAAAUCUCCUACAUACUCAGUAUAGUUAAUCUGCGACAAAAUGAUUUGUUGUCACAUAAACCAAGCAAAGAGAUGAACAAAUGUAGCUCCCAGGUUCCAGCUACGAUUUUCCUUCGUGGGGUUCACAAUCCCAGCCUGGUCAUUUUUACCAAUGAUCUCUUCUCCAUAGGAAGAACAAUCUGGGCGAUAGACUAACUCGGUGAGCAAGAACUGGGAACGCCGACGAGAAUUAGUUCCAUCCCACAUAACGAAUGAGAGGUAGCAUAAAAACUGGAACAUGUGAUUACGGCCCUACUUGUUCAGCGUACAUGUUAGGAAAUCUAAAUACAGAUCAGGUAUUUCCAGUGAAAAUGUCGCAUCCAACAUGUGCUCUACAUGUGAAAUAUGUACCCGAUUUUGAAUACUUAGGACAAAAAAUGUAAAACAGCUCAUUCACAAUAUUAUCGAUUACGGGUCGAAAUGAUCAUAUUUUGGAUAUUGGGUUAAAUAAAAUGUAUC